Molecule: messenger RNA, 1458 nt
Organism: Prorocentrum cordatum
Lineage: Eukaryota; Dinophyceae; Prorocentrales; Prorocentraceae
Source: the annotation of a GenBank genome assembly
GUGUUCAACUUCCAGCCUCGUGGCGGCUUCAAGGAUGAGCACGGGUGCUUGCCCGACCAGGCGAAGGCGAUGACUUUGCGAGUGACGAACGCUAAGGGCGAGGAUUCCUUCGGAGUGGUGGCCCUACAGGACGAGGCGAAGCCACCGACGCUCAGGGCCACGACGACGAGACGGCUCGUUCGCAGGAUUCCGAUUCUGAAGCCAGAGAAGAACUUCUACAAAGCCCAGCCCAACACCCUCUUCGAGAACCUGCCCAAUGAUCGGGCACGCGCGCGCGGGCAGACAUUUGGCAACAAGUACCAGCCCAAGGCCAAGAAGUUCAGCGCCUACUCCAAAAAGUGGAUCAAGGCUCAUGUGAAGAAGAACUUCUCGAAGGCGAAGGGCUUGCGCCGCCGCGUGGAAGGAUGGGGCCCCGAGCACGACGACGACUCCAUGGGCGACUGCAGCGGCGAUGCUGGAGGGCCCGAGGAUGGUGGAGACAACGCCGCGGCCUCUGCGGCUUCUUCAGCGGCUGCCGCCCCCGCAGCCGCGGUGGCAGCGGCCUCGGGGCACAAGACGAAGGCUGGAAUCGCACCUUCCGUGGCCGACUCUACGGGGGCGCAGCUUGGUGACAGCGAGGGCCGCUUGAAGCCUCCAGAGUACUGGUGCGCCGCUGUUGCCACGUCCAAGGCGUUCGCCAGCGCGGCCUUGAAGAAGAACGUUGCCUGGGCGAAGGACUGCGUCGCGCGCUUGGCAACCCAGGGCGAGGCGGUGGCGGCGAACUACCUCUCUGAGCACAUCGCGGCGGUGGAGUUGUCCAUGCAGCUGAUGCGCGACCUUGGCAACGACACCUACUCCUUCGACGACUUGAAGGGCGCCUUGACUGAGCUCGUCGACGCGAAGGCGGGCUUCGAUUCCAACAUCAGGAGCAAGCUCCUUGGGAAGAGGCUGCGCUCGUCUGUCAACGCCUUCGGGAAGGAGGAAUUCGACGAAACUGCCAUCUGUGAGCUCGCAUCCGUCAUGAUGCCGUUCAAGGCUGGCCAGCGCGCAGCCGACGAAGACGCGGUCUUGGAAGGCACCGGGGUCACGGAACUGAUGACGGCGCGCGCUGAGGAGGAUUUCGGCCCGAUCAAUGUGUCCAUGGCAACGCUCGUCGGCACGAUGGAGUACAAGUUCGCGCUGCUGCUGACGGUGCUCUUGAAAGAGAUCAUCCCUGCGGUCAGUUCGCGACAGGCGUUGAGAAGGAAGCCCAAAAUCCCAACGGCUGCCGUCGAUGCGCUGAACGUGCUCCGCGUCAUGUGCGCCCUCUCCGACCAAACUGCCAACGUGGACUUCGAGGUGCUGGAGGAGUUCUACGCCGUGCGUGCCAAGAAGACCAAGGGCGCGCUUGCGGAUCUAGGCGUCGUGCUCCAGUUGAACGAUCAGUGGAAGCCGCUCUACGAGGAGUUGCAUCGCACCCUGCAGGGCGCCAAGGAGUGA